ACAACAACAUUAAAUAUUUUAAUAUUUGUUGUUAUUGCAGUUAAUGUGUGUGUGUGUAUGUUACAUAAAAGUGUUAACGAUUUUUGAAAAUUAAAUACAAAAACAACAACAACAACGACAACUAAAACAAUUCAAUAUUAUAUGUGUAUUUUAGUUUAGUGUGUUUUUGGGGAAUUUCUUUUUUUUUAUUUUUCGAUACGAAAAUCAUUAAAAUAUUUCUUCUUUAAACAUAAUUUUCGUUCAUUAUAUUGGCGCUGCCACUGCUACCGUACCGACUGCUGCUGUAGAUGAGAGCCUGACUUUUUUGUCUGUCUCUAUUGAAUUUGGAUUAUCUAAUUUAUUACAAACCCCAUUAACAAGUGGAUCCUCACUCACAAAAGGACAGAAGGUGACAAAAUUUUAAAAGAAAAUCACAAACUGAAACCAAAUAUUUUUAAAAAUUAAGCCCAAAGAUUUAAACACACAUCAAAACAUUAAAGUCAAUUUCAACAAAAAAAUCAGAAAAAUAUGCUUAAAAUACUAAUUUAAAAAACCAGUAGUCUCCAGAAUAAAAAUAUAGUAAUUUAAGAAAGAAUCUAAUCAAACAAAACAACAACAAGAUGGCCACUAAAACUGUAAUAAAUUGUAUGGAACAUACUAUAGCACAACCCAAUCAAGGAAUUUCUAUAAUAAUUGACCAGCAAAUGGAACAACAUAAUCAAGGUGAUUAUGAAGCAUCCUCCUCAAAUUCAAAAAUUAUAAAAAUACAACAUUCUAAUGAACAAAGUAUGCAACAACAUUUAACAUUAAAUAAUAGAAAUAAUGGAAAAAAUAACAAAACACUAAUUGAUAUUAAGCGUAACGAUGAUGAUGGUCUGCAUUAUGAUCUACAAAAUGCUUUAACUAAAAAUGAGCAUGUUUUACAAAUAAAUUGUACAGCAUCAUCAUCAUCAUCAACAACGACUUCCAAUGAAAUUUCCAGAGAAAUGAAAGAAAUGUUAGAAAAUACAGUGCAACUGGAACAUAACGGAGUUUUAACAGAGAGGGGAAAUUUUGAUGAUCAUAAUAAUGAAGUUCGGAGUAAUGGAGAGCAAAAAAACAUUUUAGCAAACGGUCACUACAAAGCAGAAGAAGAAAACCUUUUAACCAAAUACUCUUCACAAGAAAGAGCAAAAGAGGAAGAUGAUAAAGAAGAAAGUGGCCAAACAGCUAGUCAGCAACAAAAAGCACAAAAACAACAGGUUCAUAAUGCUAGUAAUGGUAACAGUAACAGUAAACAUAGAGAAAAUGGUCAAAACUCUAUUAACAAACAACUCACUACGACUACUGCUACUAGUGAUCAUAAUAAUGAUCAUGCUAAAGAAGAGCACAACAAACAAGAUAAUGAAUUAAAACAACCAAAUAAAUAUGGUGAUCGUGAUGAUGAUCAUACUAAAACUCAAGAUCAUAAUGGAGUAACUAAUAGAGAAGACAAUAAUGAACAAUACGAUGAUGAUGAUAAUAAUAGCAGUAGUAACAGCAGUGGUAUUAGUAGUAGCAGAGACAGUGGUUGUGCUGUGCUUGGUCUGGUUCAGAGAGAAGUUGUAGCAGAUUUUAGUCAUGGUAAACGAUCAUUGUGUGAAGAAAACUCUAACAGUCUUUUAACGAAAGCGGAUGCAUCAACUUCUACGAAAUCAACAACUCUGCUGACCAUAAACGCUCAAAAUAAAGUGUCAAUACCACAAAACGUUGUGAAUAAUUUUGAAAAUUUGUCUAACGAAAAAAAGAAAAUCAAUCACGUGGUCAAAAUACAAAUUAAACCAAAUAUAAUUAAUAAUACUACGGAUAGUAUUAGUAACAGUUUAACAACGACGGAAAAACAAAUAACGGUAGUGAAAAUAGAAAAUUUACAACAACAAGAAUUUGAAAACGUAACAAAAGCACAAACAAACUCAAGCACAAAUACAAGCCAACUAAACAAUAAAGAAAACUUAACAAGUGAAAAUAUUGAAAACAAAGAAAAUCAAAAAGAAAACUCAUUCGAAACGCAGUCACAAUUGAACGAAGCAACAAUAAUGGUGCAAAAACCGUCGAAUAAUUCAAAUGCUACGGUAACGGUAGUUACGUCGAAUAACGCUAAUAUUAACGGUAACGGUAAUUUAAGUAAUGCGUCCGGUACGGUAACAUCUGCUACGGGUUCCUCGGUCACCGAAUUAAAUGUCUCAAAUCCCAAUAAUUAUUUAUACUACAUGAUGUCCAGCGGCCAAUUUUCACCCUGCGAUACCUUGGAUAGUGGUACCGGCAGUGAUUUGGAAAGCAAUGGCCAGCAACAGCAGUCCUCACCCAAUUUACAGUUGAAAAAAUCUUUAAAUUCUUCUUCAGCCUCCACCACAUCUACAAACUCUAACAACUCUUUGGCGCCCUUGGAAUUGCACUUGAAAACCACUAAAAUAAGAGUAGCCAAUUCCAAUUCCAGCAACUCUUUGGAAAUGCAACAAAGACAAUGCUCCUUUACGGAUAGUGAGGAAAGUGAAGCCUCUUCUCUCAGCUGUGACUCUUUACAUUCCAAUGAGUUCUUAAGACAAUCCUCUACUUCACCCAUACAAUUGAAAUCGAAUUCCACAAAUGGUUCAACCAAAAAGAUUCAAUCCUUUUUGCCCGAUUCUUUGUUAAGGGAAAUUAAAAAUCUUAAAUUCUCCUCCAAUGAUUAUGAGGCCGAAAAUGAGGAGGAAGACGAUAUUUUGCCGACUCUCAAGUCGGAAAAUAAAUCUGAAAUGUUUGAAUCCUUAAGCAAUCAAGAUUACAUCAAAUCCCAUGAAUUUAUAGAAUCACGUAAAAAUCUUAACAAUUUACCUACAACCAUAUCGUCCUCUCUGAAGCGAGCUUCUUUACCCUCCAAAACUUUUGUUCUAAAUACCGAAGAUGGCACUUUCAUAGAUACCAAAAUGAAUUCUAUGCCCCGAACUUAUGAAGCUGAUAAAUACUAUAAUUUCCAUGUUAAUGAACAUGAUAAUUUCCGUAGUUUUGGCAAUAAUAAUGGUUCUAUAUUGGGAACAUCUUUGAAUGCUUCAAAUGGUGGUGAUUCUUUGAGUAUUUCUGAAUAUGAGUCUAAGAGUUUACAUGAUGAUGUAUUUGCUGGCUAUAGAGAUUUACGUUGUGGUUCAAAUACUUCAACUAUACGCUCGUCCAAGGGUACAGUGCGUGGUGUCAAGAAUCGUGUGCGCAAUGGAAUAGCCACAUUCUUGCAAUUGCAGCAACCAAAUAUUAAGAAUUACAAAGAAAAAGACUCAGGCAAAGUUGUGUUGUAUACAACAAGUAUGGGAAUCAUACGUGAUACUUAUGCAAAAUGUUCAAAUGUUAAACAAAUCUUAAGAACGCUCCUGGUGAAAUUCGAAGAACGUGAUGUCUUUAUGAGCGUCGAAUAUCAACAAGAAAUCAAAGAACGCAUGCAUUCGGAUGUUAUAAAAGUACCUCAAUUAUAUGUAGAAGGACAGCAUAUUGGUGAUGCCGAUACAGUAGAACGUCUUAAUGAAUCGGGUGAACUGAGACAGUUAUUAAAACCCUACAAGUCAAUAUCAACAACCUACACCUGUCAAACAUGCGGUGGCUAUCGUUUACUACCAUGUCCCUCCUGUAAUGGCUCUAAGAAAUCCGUACAUCGAAACCAUUUCACAGCCGAAUUUGUGGCACUCAAAUGCAUGAAUUGUGACGAGGUGGGCUUGGUAAAAUGUCACAACUGUUAGAAGACCAGACACUAAACACAGUUUGGCAACAGUGACCAACUAAACUGCCACACAAUAGAAGCAUUUGUUAAACAUUGCGACAAUGACAAUGAAGUAAUGUAAUAGCUUGACAGUGUUAAAGUGGGUGACAUAAAAAAUCCGCGUAAAAUUUUAAAUAACUAAUCGUAGUACCCUAAAUGAAGUGUUAGAGAGAAAUAAACCAAGAAGGCGUGUGCAUGUAAUUCUUUUAGCAACAGACAACGACUUUAGACUAGUGAUUAAAUUCUAUAGAAAUUUCUUUUACUUAAAUAAAUUAAAAGGAAAUUUUAUUUUAUAUAUUUGUCUUUAAGCUUGUUUAAAUAAAUAUAUUUUUAUAUAUAUAAACUGUAUGUUUUAAGCUGUAAGUGUGUGUAAUUAGUUAUAAAUUUUAUAAUUAUAUAUAUUUUUUAUUUUAUUAUUAUUUCUUCUUUUAGUCUUUAUAAUUAUUACCUUUAAUUAACCAUUUUAAAUUUUAAGUUUUAAAAAUUGUUGCAAAAAAAAACUAUAUAAAAAAAUGUGCAAUUUUUUUAAUAUAUUAAUAAGAAAAUAUCUUUAUAUAUCUGCUCUUUAACAAAAAAAAUGUAAUUAAAAAAUAAUUUUAUUUCUUAUUUAACAAACAAACAAAUCACAACGAAUCACAGCAACUAUUAACAGCAAACAGUGUAACGAUUGUUAAUUUACCUAAUUAUUCUAGUUAAUCAUAAUAAUAACAUUUAUAUAUAUUUUUUUAAAACUUUUUUUUAAUUUUAUAUAUCAUUUUAUUUUUUUCUUUUUAUAUUUGCAAAUAAAAUCCCAGCAAAAUUUUUGUGUGCCAACCAA
Messenger RNA from Lucilia cuprina (Australian sheep blowfly), 4538 nucleotides. RefSeq lists its product as uncharacterized. Lineage: Eukaryota; Metazoa; Arthropoda; Insecta; Diptera; Calliphoridae. The record is from RefSeq and is a predicted model, not a curated record. The transcript is spliced from 5 exons. Gene Ontology annotation, biological process: sensory perception of sound. The coding region runs from base 600 to 3701 and encodes 1033 amino acids.